This is a messenger RNA of Lingula anatina, 2184 nucleotides long. RefSeq names its product RIB43A-like with coiled-coils protein 2. NCBI's taxonomy places the organism in Eukaryota, Metazoa, Brachiopoda, Lingulata, Lingulida, Lingulidae. The record is from RefSeq and is a predicted model, not a curated record.
UGAUGUAGCAACAAAGAGGGCAUGUACAAUAGCCGGUCUCCAACAAACAGUCUCCAGAGUUUCGCGAUAUAAUCGGUGUGUUAGAAGUGAUAACUGGAAGAUAUUACCUGAGAGGGUUCAUUUAAAGGCAAAGAACAGCACAGAUAGCCUCUAAAAUGGCUUAUAAAUUGGAUCUACCGAUCGACUUGAAGGAGGCAGCCUCCAUCGAGAGGCGACGAAAUAUGGAGGAGGAGAGAAAAUCGCGAAUUUUUAACGCCAAAGUUCGCCUUAUCGGCAUAGAUCGCCAGGCUGUAGAACAGCAAGUAAGAGACAGGAAAGAGAUGGAGGAAAUGGAAAGGAGGCGUCACGAAGCCUUUGCUGCUGAUGCAGUCAGAUGUGACAGGAUUGCUGAACUUCUCACCAAGAGACAGGAGCAUGAUAUCCGCCAGCUAAACCACGCCCUAAAUGAAUUCCGCCAACUCCACCAACAGCCUUCCAAUCGCAGGGAGUGGGAUUUAUAUGACCCCGAUUCACUGAAAAAAGACAAGCCAGCAAGAGUAUCAGACGACGACCCUCGCUGCGGCAUCUCCGGCUUACAGAAAUUUGAUGGGGAGGACCUGAAUAACAAGGCCCGUACUAAAUACCAACAAGAGCAGCUGAGGGAAUGGUCCGAGAGGCAGAAGAAGGAGAGAGAACAGGCAGAGGAGAACCAGAGAAAGGCAGAUAGGUUGUAUGAACUGAAGAUGAGGGAGUUAGAUGAAAGAGCUAUGGAGCUGCAGAAGGCAGAGGAAGCCUGCAGGAGAGCCAUCAACCAUGCACAGAAAGACUUUAACCAUGCACUGGCUGCAGAGCAAGCAGAGAAACGUCGCUUGAACAAGCAGCAGGAAGAAGACGACAACGCCACAGAAUUAGCCAAUCACAUCUAUGGCGAUGUCUUGACGGAAAAUCCCGCAGUGGCUCAGAGUGCCUGGGGUCCUCACAGGGUCAUCACUGACCGCUGGAAGGGGAUGAGUCCAAAGCAGUUAGAUGACAUAAAGAAAACACAAGAUAGACAGAGGAAAGAGAAUGAGCGUUUGAGACAAGAGGAAGAUCUCAGAAACAAAGAAUGGGAUGCUCAUCGUGUAGCGCAUGCACGUGCAGGCAUGCUUAUUGAGCGGGAACUAGAUAGGCAAAAGAAGGAAAUUUUGAAACAGCAAGCAGAAGAAAACCGUCGCCUUGCCUCAGAGCAGAAGGCAAGCAAGGACUAUUUAUACAAGGAAGUUUACACAAAUCCACCCACAGCUUCGUAUUUUAUGCAGUUUAACACGUCAACACGAUAAAACUCGAGACUGCUCUGACAAUGUUGGUUUUUAACUGCAGCUAACAAAUGGUCACUGAUCUUAGUGAUCACAAAAUUAAUGGUGGAAACUCUGACCAGAACACUGGAUAUCAGAGUUAUUCAUCAUUGAUUUCAAAGAGGCAUAAUUUUAUUGGAAAGAAUCAGAAAAAAUGUAUUUAUUGCACCAACCACCUCUUCCAUUGUGCCUCAGAGAAAUGUGUAUUAAUUUUUUUACUUGAAAGAGGUCAUGUUGAGACUGAUCCUUUUUGUAUCAUAAAUAUUAAUGUUGUCGUAUUUUCUAUUUGCAAUAAUUCUCUAUUUUGACUGUAGCAAAUGUUAGUAGUUUUGAAAAGGCUACGGAGGUUACAAAUUGUAUUUACAUCCACUUUAAAUGUUGAUGCCAACACGAGUAAUUUGUUGAAUAAGUUAACAGUGAUAACUAUCAAGUGAUAUUUUGCUUUGUACCAGUAUUAAAGUGAAAGACGUUAUGAGAUUCUGAAAUGAAUUGCACUUUAAGAUCCUUUGGGCAAUUAUUAUUGUAGCUGGAUUUGAAGGAUUUUGUCAUUGUAACUUUAAAGCAACGUUCUCUAAAAACUUCUAAAUGACUGAUCACAAAAUAGUUUGUUGGUAAGAUAAUUAAAAUAGUAUUAUUUUAUGAAUGCCAAACUCGUAGUUUGCAUACCAUGCCAAGUACUUUUCACAAUACGUGGAAUGUUUUUUCCUCACUUUCUGUAGCAAUAACUACACUCAAGUGCCCUGUAAACUAACUGUAAAGUUAAUGAAUUGAAGUGCUCAUUGAUAUGCCAUGGUGUAUAUCAAAUACUGGUAUUAUUGUUAUGUAUUUACUGAUCACUGUUCAGCAGUAUCAAUAAAUGACUUAAAAUAAA